This is a messenger RNA of Aspergillus pseudonomiae, 1965 nucleotides long. RefSeq names its product HesA/MoeB/ThiF family protein. The transcript is spliced from 3 exons. Bases 148 to 1635 code for a protein of 495 amino acids. Gene Ontology annotation, molecular function: adenylyltransferase activity; thiosulfate-cyanide sulfurtransferase activity; URM1 activating enzyme activity. Gene Ontology annotation, cellular component: cytoplasm; cytosol. Lineage: Eukaryota; Fungi; Ascomycota; Eurotiomycetes; Eurotiales; Aspergillaceae. Gene Ontology annotation, biological process: protein urmylation; tRNA wobble position uridine thiolation. The record is from RefSeq and is a predicted model, not a curated record.
AUAGGUUUAGUCUCAGAUGGCCGAGAUCCGAUAAGAGCAGCUGAGAAUCUUCGCGCGGGGUUCAUCUUCCGCCCUUUUUAUUCUGCGAUUGAAGGCGGAACUGCCUAUGCACUUCUUAUAACCCGUUGACCCCUCUAUCGCUUAGAAAUGGGAGACAUCGAAGAUACUUGCGCCUCCUUGCGCGCUCAGAUCGCCGCCACUGAAGCACAGCUAGCUGGGCUGAAACGCGAACUCGAGAGUGCAGAGCAAGCGGCUAUUAAAGCCAGGGCGCAGGACGUCCCAAACCCUUCCGCUACGACCAGCGCCCAAAGUAGUGACAAGAGAAAGUGGCCGCUCUUGGACGAGGAAUAUCGACGUUAUGGAAGACAGAUGAUUGUGCCGCAGGUGGGGUUACAGGGUCAACUGAAACUUCGAUCUGCAAAGGUCUUGAUUGUCGGGGCGGGCGGCUUGGGAUGUCCGGCUGCGCAGUAUCUCGCCGGGGCCGGGGUGGGCACACUGGGGCUUGUGGAUGGGGAUACGGUGGAAUCUUCGAACCUUCAUCGGCAGGUGCUCCAUCGGACCAAGAAUGUCGGAAAGUUUAAGGUGGAUAGUGCGAUUGAGUCUUUGCGCGACUUGAACCCUCACCCGACUUAUAUAGCGCACCGAGCGCAUCUAGCGCCCCAAGAUGCGGCGGACAUUUUCAAGAACUACGACCUCAUCCUCGACUGUACGGAUAACCCCGCGACGCGUUAUCUGAUCUCGGAUACGGCGGUUCUGCUUGGGAAGCCGUUGGUUUCGGCUUCUGCUCUGCGGACAGAGGGCCAGCUUAUGGUGCUGAAUAACCCUCCCCGACCGGUAGGAGAUAAGACUGGGGGCCCAUGCUAUCGAUGUGUUUUCCCUCGGCCGCCUCCGGCAAAUAGUAUCCUGAGCUGUGCGGACGGUGGCAUUCUUGGUCCGGUUGUCGGCACAAUGGGAGUACUGCAGGCGUUAGAGGCGAUCAAGGUGAUUACAGCUGCAGACGAGGAUGUUAAGCCGCCAUCACUACAUAUCUUUUCGGCCUAUUCGUCCCCGUUGUUCCGAACGAUUAAACUGCGUUCGCGCCGACCAAAUUGCGCGGUGUGCUCUGCGGAGGCUAGCGUGACGUUGGAAACUGUCAAAACAGGGUCGACCGACUAUGUUUUCUUCUGUGGAAGUGUCGGCCCAGAGAAGCUGUUGCUCCCGGAAGAGCGCAUCUCGCCGCGGGAAUAUCGGACGAAGCAUCCGCUGGCAGACUCCACUGACGCCAUCGGAGCAGUCAGCAAGGGACCCACGAUCAUUGAUGUUCGGGAGAAGGUUCAAUUCGACAUCUGCAGCUUGGAAAAUAGUAUCAAUAUCCCCAUUUCGUCCAUCUUGUCGUCAACGACGAAAGCCGCCCAGAAUAACGACGUAGCCAAUGGAUCGAAUCCACUGCCCCCGUGGCUGCCAGCAGAUAUCGCCUCGUCGGACUCCAUCGAUCCGAUCUAUGUUGUGUGUCGACUCGGAAACGACUCCCAGAUCGCAGUCAAACGACUGAAGGAGCUGGGCCUGGACCGUGGAGGCGAAAGAGUUGUGGCGGAUAUCCGGGGUGGAUUGCGCGCCUGGCGCGAACAGGUUGACCCCGAGUGGCCAGAAUAUUAACGACAUAACCGUAUCUAUAUGUACAUAGCCAGCCAAAACCAUACAAAACCGCAAAUCGCAAACCUCAUGAAACAUAACAUGCCAAUAAUCCAGUCAUAUCAUAAACCUCAUGAAAAACUCAUCUCACAGAAACAGGCGCCUCCUCCAACCAAGCCCAGUCCACACUCACGCGCCCCAGAUCCAAAUCCGCCAACUUCUUAAAAACCGCCCGACUCACAUCCAGAUCCUUGACGGCACAUCCGGUACCUAACAGCUUAUAAUUAGUCCCACAGCCACCAUUAACCCCAGCGAGGAAAAUAGCACCAAAGCAAAGAGGGAAAAAAGAAAAGA